Molecule: messenger RNA, 6186 nt
Organism: Etheostoma spectabile (orangethroat darter)
Lineage: Eukaryota; Metazoa; Chordata; Actinopteri; Perciformes; Percidae
Gene: hectd2
Product: HECT domain containing 2
Biological process (GO): protein polyubiquitination
Molecular function (GO): ubiquitin protein ligase activity
Source: RefSeq, a predicted model, not a curated record
CCUCCAAACAUGGCGCCGGCCCGCAGCGCUGCUGCUUUCCCGACAGGCGACGCGCAGAGAGGGAGAGACGGAGGAGAAGGAGAAGGAGAAGCGGUCAAUAACUAACCCUGAACGUGUUUUUUUUUUAAAUAAAAAAACUAAUUUUUAAAACGAACAAAACUUCCCACUCUUUAAGCUUUCCCACGGAGACACUACGUGCUGCUUUUUGGAGACGUUUGCGCGCCAGGCUGUGCGCGUAACGGAGAGCCCACCUGUCCGACGAAGGUAGACUUCACUCCCGUUUCUUGGAGGAUGUGAACGUGCCUGAUUAACCGUGGAAUACCGGAGCAGAGCGAGCAGACAGACCGGCAGCUCUGGGAAAAACAUGUGCAGAAACACAGAGGCUGCAGAGGACUGACUCUUUCCACGGAGGGAGGGAGAAAACAACAACUUUUUCCGCUCUUCCACGCCGAGAGGAUGGAUGGAGAACAAUUUUCGCUGUCAGGAGUUGAGAGGGAAAGAGAGAGGCUUCCACCAAUUUACAACAGCUCCGCUCCUGCUGGUUUUGGGCGAGGAGCGAAGCAGCCUUUUCUGUCUCUGGGCACCUUCACCUCCACGCUGAGCCAGAGGAGGGACGCGGGGGGGCGGGGCUUAGCUGCCGGCAUGACGGGCGGCCUGAGCAGCACCCACUGGCUCCGACACGGGAGAGAGCUGCCUCCCAUCUGCAGCGAUGUCCGGCAGAAGCAGCGGCUCUCCAUCGACACGCUUCCCCCAGAAGCCAAAGCUCCGUUCCCCCCCGACCCCGUCAUCCCUCUGCGCACCAAGACCGCCAAGGAGUUUCAGGAGGACAUGGAGCGUGCCGUCCAAUCAGGUGACUGGAGGGAGGUGCGAGAGUUUUACCUGACCACCUUCGACUCGUUCAUAGAAAUCAACGCUGCCUUCAAGCGAGAGGCCAACGGCUCAUUCCACACCAUCGACGACUCGGGAGUCAACGCCAAAUUUGUCAACGCCGUUUACGACGCUCUGCUCAGCACACCUCAGGACAUCCAGAAGUCAGUGUUGAAAGGGAUCAUCAACAGCUUGCUGAGGGAGUGGAAAGGGCCUCGAACAAAAGAUGACCUGCGAGCUUACUUCAUUCUGGUUCAGAACCCCGUAUUCCAGCACCAGCACCUACGUGAUCUACGCCCCCUGCGAGGCAGAUCGCGCUCUGUGUCAGCGAGGCUUCAGGCAGCGUUAGAGCGCCUCCUACAGUUCAUCCCACUUCUGUUUCCUGCAGAACCAUAACUUCCUCCUCUGGCCAAGUGCUCCUGGUGGAUCCCUCUGCACCAAGUGCUAGCCUGUUCAGUGAAUGCAGCCAACAGUGUCUCCUCUACUCCCAUCAUGCCUUUCACCGACUUCUACAACAUCACUCUGGAGCACAUAGACUUCAUGGAGGAGUACCGGACCUGGCAGAACUACGGCAACUCCAAUAGGUUUUCCUUCUGUCAGUUCCCCUUCAUCCUCUCCACGGUGGUGAAGAAAGCCAUCAUCCAGAAAGACUCCGAGCAACAGAUGAUCAGUCAGGCCCGGCAAAGCCUGGUCAGUAAGGUUUCUCGCAGGCAGAGAGUGGAUAUGAACCUUCUGUUCCUCAACAUUAAAGUACGACGAGCACAACUCCUCAGCGACUCACUGGAUGAGUUGACAAGGAAGCGGUGCGACUUGAAGAAGAAGCUGCGGGUGACGUUUGUCGGUGAGGCGGGGCUGGACAUGGGCGGCCUGACCAAGGAGUGGUUCCUGCUGCUGGUCCGACAGAUCUUCCACACAGACUACGGCAUGUUCACCUAUAUGAAAGACUCACGCUGCCAUUGGUUCAGCAGUUGGAAGUGCGACAACUAUUCAGAGUUCCAGUUGGUCGGGACUCUGAUGGGCUUAGCCGUGUACAACAGCAUCGCUCUGGACAUCCACUUCCCCCUCUACUGUUACAGGAAGCUCCUCACGCCACCUACUGCACCUUGCGACCAAAAUGCCCUCGUCGGCAUGACAACCGCCACCCUGGACGACCUGCAGCAGAUCAUGCCGGAGCUGGCUCACGGUUUGGGAGAGCUGCUAAGCUACGAGGGAAACGUGGAGGAAGACUUCUACCUCACAUUCCAGGUGUUCCAGGAGGAAAUGGGCGUGGUCAAAUCCCACAACCUGAAGCCUGGAGGAGACAAAAUCCCCGUCACCAAGCAGAACAGGAAGGAGUACGUCCAGCUGUACGUUGACUUCCUGCUGAACAAAUCCAUUUAUAAACAGUUCGCUGCCUUCUACCACGGCUUCCACAGUGUGUGUGCCUCUGAUGCACUCAUGCUGCUGCGGCCAGAGGAGGUGGAAAUGUUGGUGUGUGGGAGUCCAGAGCUGGACAUGAGCGCUCUGCAGAAAGCUGCUCAGUAUGAAGGAUACAGCAAGACCGAGACCACCGUCCGGUGUUUCUGGGACGUGGUGUUAGCCUUCCCUCUGGAGCUACAGAAGAAGCUGCUCCACUUCACCACAGGAAGUGACCGCGUUCCCGUCGGAGGAAUGGCCGACCUCAACUUCAAAAUCUCCAAGAUCGACGUUCCAAUUGACUGGCUGCCGAUCUCUCACACCUGUUUUAAUCAGAUCUGUCUCCCUAUGUAUCGCACCAGGAAGGAGCUCAAACACAAACUCACCAUCGCCAUCUCCAACGCUGAGGGCUUUGGCCUGGAGUGACCAGCCUGCACACACACACACACACACACACACACACACACUCUCUGUCACGACUGCCACAGCGCAAAUUAUGUGGUCGUGGAUCAGACUGUAGAGGAAACAAGUUUUUCAAUAAGAGCUUUCUAAUGUCAAACAAUAUAAUCAUGGACUCUAAUGCCGUUUGUAUUGUUAUUUUGGGGUUGGGCUCGUCAAUUUGUUGAUGUAGAACUUUUUCAAUUUGCAGCAGAUAAGAUGAGAGCUUCCCCGACACAGCAGCUACAAAGGAAUAUUUUUAUUUGCACAUUCUCUGUUUGUUCUAUUACAAGACAACCCUGGUGAAGACCAUUAUAUUUUGGAUGUCACUUAAAAGAAGUUAAGUUAUAGUGUCAUCCUUCAAAAAACUCAAUGAAUUUCAUAAAUGAAGUUUAUAAAUAUUUCUGGUCCCAUGCCAUUGAAAUUAUACCAACCAAUAUUCUCAGAAACCUUGUAUCACCAAAAGCGUAAACUUAUAAUAGGUUGCUGCUUUGCUCAGGUAAUUAUUAUUGUCAAUAUGACUAUUUAUUAACCAGAUUGCCAGGUAUUUGCCAUGGAUGUACUAAAGACGUAAAUACAGCAUUCAUGGCGGAGCCCUGUUCAUUCCUAUGAGUUUCUGACCUUCCGGGUUAACCUCCAUGUUAUGUGGCCGCUGAACAUGUGCAGUAGAAAGAGACUUUACAUUAAUGAUUUUGUAUUGCUUUUCUCGGCUUGAGGGAAGUUUUUUAACUAUAACAAUUUGUGGUUUCAAAAUUUACAAUAGAAAAGAGUCCUAACCAACAUAGUUUGUAGUUCAAGGUUCCUGGCAGCAGUUUUACAGACGUCUCUUUUAUAAAAGCGGCCUUUUUGGGCCACAGAGCGGCCCAUCAUUGAUAAUAAAUUUUGGACCUGCUGAUCAAUGAGCCUUUAUUUAAUGGCCAAGAAUAAACUGAGAGCACGUCUGCAUUAAGCCGGUUGAAUUGAAAACAGAAAGUUGAACAGAAAAUCUUCAAAUUACAUGGAUUAAAUUAUCACAAUAUUACAUCCUUGUGUGUGAAGUACAGAAAAAAAUAGAGAGGGAAGUAUUAUAAUCAAACAAUGGACUCCGCAAAAAUUUGUGGAUAUAUUUCUGGAGGUCACUAAAGAAUGGAGAUGUAUGGUUUUAAUAUUAUGUUCAUUUCGACUUCACGUGGUGUUUGAAAUGUAUUUUCAUGAAGGCAUAGGCAUGUUUUGUAUCAUUUAGCUCUGUUUGCAGCACACUGUCAGAAGGAUGCUAUCAUGUGUCAUGGGAUUUAGAUUGUCUUGUGAAGUUUUGUUUUUGUUGUUUUGACAUUGCUGCCUGUUUCAAUGAACAAAAAGGCUGCAGCACAAUUUUUCUUUUAAAUGUUGUAAUAUCACGGCACAGUUGAACCAGAGCUGUUGAUUGACAGUUCAGUCUUUUUUUGUUUGUUCUGUUUGAGUGCCAUGCAGAAAAUGGAUAUCCAGAAGCAGCAACCCACCCGCUUCUGGAUAUCCUGUUCUGUUGGUGAAUAGUCAGAUUAGUUAUUUGGGUAUUGAGAUGUUUCCAACAAGUCCUCCACACAUACUAAAAUAGAGCGACUGAGCGCAUUGAAGUCCCACCCCCCACGGAGGGGAAAAGAACUUGCUGCUCAGACUUGAUCCGAUGUUAGUUGUGUUAGCCCAACUUAACCCUCAUGUUGUCCUCGGGUCAAAUUUGACCCGUUUUGAGUUUUUUUAUCUCAAAGAAUGGGCCUUCAAAAAAACAUUAAAUAAGUGACAAAAAUGUUGGGAAAAGCGAUUAAUAAUGUUGAAAUUUUUUAUUUAUUUUUUCAUGGUCGACCGGAAGACAACACAAGGGUUAAAGACAUGUACUGUAGAUGAGCUAAAACUGACAUUUGAAUAUUUGACUUGGUUACAAAAUGCGGGCUGCAAACGUACCGUCAGACAUAACGAUACCUUAGUGUCAGGAUCCCAACUUCUCUCUGCUGAUUCCUCAUGUCUGUAUCCACUUUUGUCUUCAUAACAGCUCAGCAUUUUGGGUCAGCAGGUUAUAAAAACUUAACUUAAGUGUUCUUUACAUUGUUGGUAGUGAAUAUCACCACACAGCAGCUUUUAGGCAUUUUCCUGCUGUUUGCUAGCAAACAAAAUUGACAAGGAAGAAACCUUUACGCAACAGUAAGUGGAGAGAUGGGUGUGGCUUUUACAGUAUGACGCAGUGCGUCUCUAUAGGACAUUUAUUUCCACACACUGAUCAGGGCUGCACAAUUAAUUGCAAUUUUAUCAAAAUUGCAGUAUGGACUAGUGCAAUAUCCAAAUCGAGGGGGAGGGGUAAUAUUUGUUAAACGCAAAAUAUUUGUCAAACCAUUCUCAAUGAAGUAUUGUGGUGCUGCAGAGACGUACCUGUCUACAAAUCCUAUCCUACAGACUAAAGAACAACUCUUUGUUUGGAACAGAUCCCGAUCCUAAUAAUUUCUUUUCAUUGUUACAUUUUUCAAUUAAAAUGAGAAUGAAACUGAAAUGAUGAUUCCCUCCAAUAUUGUGAAUCAUAUCCCAUUUGCAAUAUCCGUGAAAAUAAUCACAAUUAGAUAUUUUCCCCAUAGCUUGCAGCCCUAUCCUCUGACACGACCCGCACAAGCGUUUUCGGCCCUUACAUCUUAACCAGGAAACGGAACGGUAAAACAGGAAAAAGAAUGACGUUGCUAAAUCGCCAUGUGACAUUUGCAUUCUGUGUGAAUGUAGUUAUGACUAAAACAACUGUUCAAAAAUAUAAUGAAGUGCAAAUUAUUUACAGGCAAAAAACAUAAGGACUAAAGACCAACUGGUCGCAAACCCAUAGGUUUACCAAGCAACAGUCAAUCUGAUCUGGGUCACUCUCUGAGCAUCUAUAGGGUCUGAGAAGCUCCUUCUACAACAGUGGACCUGCUCUUCACGCCUCAUUCACAUCCCGAGUCAGAAUUAUCGUUAAAAGAAACCUCUGACUGGGAAAAAGAUCAGCGUCCGUGUGCUGAAUACAAAAAGGACACAUUGUAGGCUUUGAAAUGGGAGAUGAUGUAAGAGGACACCUAGGAUAACAUGUCAGAAAAGUAGUUUUUGUGAGAUGAGUGUUGUUUGUAAAUGGGACCAAACUGUGUCAGGUUAUACAGUGGGAUGGAAGUAAAGACCUGGUCAAAAAUCUCUUUGAAAAUAGUUCAAAUUGAUUCUAAGCAUUUGGUGAGAUGUAAUUAUUUUCACUUGUCAGAUCUUUGAAAAGUAGAGAAAGGUAAUGUAUUUUUUGUGUUUUUUGGUAUAAUUAUUUAACAAUUAUAAACCUUAAGGAUCAUCAGUAUCUGUUAAAUGUUGUGUACACUUGUGUUGGGUUUUAACCCGAGUAGCAACAGUGUGUAAUGCCUCGCUGUCCUCAGUUACCGUUACGUAUUGUGCUUCUCUGCUGCCCGAGUCUUAUAUAACGUGCUGUAUGUACUGCUAACUGUAUCUACGGUAAAAGCUGACGAGGGGUCCUCACUCUCU